UUUCGCCAAUUUACUUUCCGGUGCUGCCAGCUGCUCGUAUUUUUGUCGGAACUCUCCGACUUCCAUAUAUGGCAGUUGGCCAUGUAGCAAUUUGACCCCCGAUAGGCACAAGAACGCAGUUGACAAUAUUUUUGUGUUGAACUUCGCGAGAAAAGAUUAAUUUUUUGGCGAAUUUAGCAUGGAAGCUGUCGCUAAAUUUCAAUUUAAAGCCACGGCAGACGACGAACUAUCUUUCGAGAAAGGAUCCAUCGUAAAAGUAAGUGUUAAAGUGUUUUCUACUCCUGUUCUUUCGCUAAUAUUUUUACACAACACAGCAAUUCAUGUAAGACGUUCUUCUCAAAUUGAUGUUCAAUAUUUAGGUUUUAAAUACGGAAAACGAUGAGAACUGGUAUAAAGCUGAAGUGAACGGCCGAGAUGGAUUCAUUCCUGCGACAUAUAUCGAAAUGAGACCACACGAGUGAGUAUUACUGAACGAAAAUAAAGUCUCUUUAUCAUCAUUUUUAUUUGCCGUAAAACGAAUAUUGUUCUUGCCACACACAUUGCAAAAAACUCCACCUAUAAAUAUGUAGAUAAUUUUUCAUCCUUCUCGCUGGCCUACAUGCGCCGCGAGAAUGCUAUAAUUUGAUGAUUUGAUGCAAAUAUUUAAUAACAUCAAAGAGACAAAGAAUUCACUAACAUGAAGCAAUUGCGAUGUUCAAUCCUCAUCAAUAUAAUAUGCAUGUAUUGCUUAAUGCGCAAACAUUUCGUUUAAAAUGACUUGUUAUAUAUCCCUUGUUGUUUGAAGCCGACUUGUGUAUCCUAGAGGAAAGAUUCUUGGCAUGUUUUCAAAAAGAAUUAAAGGGAAAAUUCUAUUUUUAUAACUCUUAAACGGCUAAAAUAAGUUAUUAACUUUACAUGGUUAUUAACUCGCAGGCCAACCUGCCGAGAUGCUCGGCUGGUGGGACAAGUGUUUGUGUGUGUUUAUACGUGAGUUCACUUCCACCUGCUCAACUAAGUUUUGAAUCGCAACUUUAUACAACAUAUUCUGAUGAUUUUGUUUUUCAUCUUGAGAAUCUUUAUGACUAUUUGUUUGGGAAAAAACCAUCAAAAUAUGAAAUUGAAGAAAAAAUGCUCUACUUUAUCUGAGCUGCAAGCGUCAAAAUUAGGUGAACCCUUGCUGAUCAUUUUGGUAAUCCAGCUAAUGUGAACAGUUGCUUAUUCAUCAAGGUUGUCAGUAAUUGCCAAUGAAAAUUUUUGGUAAAAGUUUUUAUAAUCAGAUUCAGAAAAUGAAAUUGUAAUAAGAAAGUGAUCCAAUAUUUACUAAUGGAUGCUCCAUCUUUAAUGAAUAUACAUUCUUGGAAUAUUAUGAUUCCAAUUUACAAACAGCAAGAAUGAGCAAAUUGCAGCUAAUUUGAUCUCUGUGCUAGGAUGGUGAUACAGAACCAUCCUGACCGUGUAGCUCAGUUGGAAGAGCAUUGGGCUGGUAUUCCAAAAGUCGUUUGAAUCCCACCGUGGCCAGGCAUAUUUUUCAAGCUCGCCCGGUGUGGAUAUACACUCAGAGUAACAUCACAAAUAUCAGAUCAUCAAGUUGCAAUGUGCCCAAAUGUGUUGCACUUUAUUAUUUUACUCUGUCUAACAUCAGACAAAUUAACUUGUCAAGGGAGAGUCUUGUGCGUUAAUGACUUCAGCAUACAUUCUAUUUGUAUAUUUUCAAGUUGGUACCAUGGAAAAAUCUCAAGAAAUGAUGCUGAGGAAUUGUUAAAAAAGCAAACACAUGAUGGAGCAUUUUUAAUUCGAGACUCAGAGCGCAGUCCAGGUGUGUAAUACUGAGUUUUUUGUUUGCACUCAAAGUCAGCAGAAGCAUCUCAAAAGUGGGAGGUGGUCACUGCCAAAAAGUGCUCCUGCCCCCAGUACCCCCAAGCUCUGCAAGCCCUGUCUGUAAUUAACCCAUUGAGUCGCAUUGCACCCUGAUCACCCCACUUUAGUAUUUUACUCUGUCUAACGCCAGAUGAUUUUACUCGUCAAGGGGAGAGCGCUGGCGUUUAAUGGGUUAACUGGCCUAUCUAGUGUCUGCCCAUGCGUCUAGUUAACCCAUUGAGUCGCAUUGCACCCUGAUCACCCCACUUUAGUAUUUUACUCUGUCUAACGGCAGACAAUUUUACUCGUCAAGGGGAGAGCGCUGGGGCUUAAUGGGUUAAUUAAUAUUGAAGGUGUUAAUUGUGGGUUAAAUAUGAUGGCCUAAGUUUAUAUUUCUCUUUCUCGUUUUAUAGGAGAUUUUUCAUUAUCUGUAAGGUAUGCAACUUUUGGAAAAUAAUGAUUGUAUUGAACAUCCCAAAAUUAUAACAUACUUGCUUCUAUGUCAUUUGAAUUGGGUUCAAAAUAGACAAAUAUAUUGUGCUGUAUAUGUAGAUGUAUUAUAACAAUUCAGGAUACAAUUUUAAAAAUUGAAUGCCGUAAAUUGGUAUGUUAGAGUUUGUCAGCAGUUUAAUUUACCACAGUAUUGUUAUAUUUAGAAAUGUUGGAAGUGAAACCAGGAUUCAUAAUUAAUUGUGUAAAUGUUCUCUGGUUAAAAAGAUUUAUUUAAGCAGAGAACGUUUACACAAUUAAUUUAAUAUUGUUAUGGUCAAUGUGAUAUUUACUAUAACCCUUUACAUGGCAUUGCAGCAUAAUGUACCCUACUUUGUUAUUUGAUUGUACUCUGUCUAACCCCUGAUAAUUUUACUCAGGCAAAAAAAAUAUGUGCGUUUCCCAACCCUGCCUAGCUUUUGGACGCUGAAAAUCCAGACCCUAGUGUUUCCACUUAGAGGAAACGUUUGUGGAAAAUGGAAAUUUGAGGCGAUAUUACGGAAAUUUAUCUACUAAACAAGCAUGGCGUCCGGUUGUUAGGAAAAUUAAAAAAAAUUUAAACUGACCUACCCUACCUAAGUUUUUAGAAGAAGAAAUUGGAAACCCACAUAUUUUUUGGCCUCAUCAAAGAGAGAGUGCUAGUGCUCAAAAGUUAUUCCAUCCCUGCAGGUAUAAUAAUGCUGUACAACAUUUUAAAGUUCUCCGAGAUGGAGCGGGCAAGUAUUUCUUGUGGGUGGUUAAGUUUAAUUCGUUGAAUGAACUUGUGGAUUAUCAUCGCACAUCAUCUGUCAGCCGUACGCAACAAAUAUUUUUACGUGAUAUGACUAAGGUAUUAAAAUUAGUUUAACUUUCUAUUAGUCACCAGAGCGAAUUCUUGCCAAUUUGGCAAUAUUCUUAAGAACAUGAAAUUACUACUAAAUACUAAAAUUACUGUUGCAAAUAUAACAUGUUUACAUUAUGUUAUCAAAAUACUUUCCACAACACUCGUAGAACAGUUAAAGUUCUCCUUACAAGACGCCUCUCUAAUACAGGCAUCUCUCUAAUACAGACACCCUUCUAAUACAGCUGUACCUCUCUUAUUCAGACACCUUUGACCCUUCUAAUAUGGGCACAUCUCUAAUUAAAUAUGGACACCUCUCUAAUACAGACACACUCUAAUACACACCCUUGCUAAUACAGACACUUUUUAAUACAGACACACUCUAAUACAGGCACUCUUUAAUACAGACACUCCUUAAUAUAGACCCUCUCUAAUACACACCCUCUCUAAUACACACCCUCUCUAAUACACAGCCUCUCUAAUACACACCCUCUGUAAUAUACACCCUCUCUUAAUACAGGCAGGAAAAGCAAUGGUGAAGGCAUUAUUCGACUUCACACCUCAAGAAGAAGGAGAACUGGAGUUUAAGCGAGGUGACAUUAUCGAGGUUAUUGAAAAAGAUGACGCUAACUGGUGGAAAGGAAAACUUAACAACAAUGAAGGACUUUUUCCUUCAAACUAUGUGGAAGCUCAGAAAUGAUAUACAUAUAUACAUCGCGAACAGAGUAUAAGAUUGUUAAUUUUUAUAUAUGCACCCAACACUGGUUGUACAUGUGUUUAGUACAUUUAGCGACGAACAACUGAAAUUGAAACGUAUGAACGUGAUGAUGACAAUGGCAAAGAACUAAAAUACCCAACCAGCCAAUAAUAAAAUAGAAAAUAAAGUCUUGUACAGUCCUGUUCAAACGAGGCCACUCAGGCCAGCAACGUUGGCCUCGUUUGAACGUAAAGGUCCUUCACACAAUUCCAACAACACCACGGGCAGGUGCGGUACUUGGUUCUUCCAGUCCCGUUUGCACCUUGCCCAUUUAGGGUCUUUAUUUUAUUAGUUUAGGUUUAUUAGUUUAAGUUUAUUGACCCUAAUAAAGAUGAUUGAAAUGAAAUGAUUGUUGCUCCAACAACGUUGGACGAUGAUGAAUGAUUUGGAAGAAAGUCAGAUCCAACAUCUUCCAUCGUUUCCCAACAUAAUGUUGGAACGGCAAUGUUGGAACAACAGUGUUGGUGCGGAUCUUUUUUAUCUCAACGGAUCUUUAAAGGUCAAAAUAUGAGGAAAAAAUCUGUUCAAUGUCCCGAAAAUCGCUACGAAAUUAAUUCGGCGUUCAGUAGAGCAGUUACUAGGAUUAGAUUUGCAUGCUAAAAUUGAAUGUUUAGGGUCACUGCUCACUUUACGAGCCGUGUAACUUUCUUAGAAUAGAACAUUUCUAGGAACAAUGCAGAUUUAAAAUCAUUGAAAUUAACGCGCCUGUCAGAACCGUAGAUUACCACAACUUGUAACUCAUUCUCUGUAAAUGCUACUCAUUGGGUAAACUAAAAUUACUUCUAUUUAAAAAUUAGUAUUAUUAAAAGUUGAAAAUCAGACAAAAUAUAUUUCCCAA
Molecule: messenger RNA, 4740 nt
Organism: Paramuricea clavata
Lineage: Eukaryota; Metazoa; Cnidaria; Anthozoa; Malacalcyonacea; Plexauridae
Source: the annotation of a GenBank genome assembly